This is a messenger RNA of Fundulus heteroclitus (mummichog), 534 nucleotides long. It is a transcript of the gene rnd3a, whose product is annotated as Rho family GTPase 3a. Gene Ontology annotation, biological process: small GTPase-mediated signal transduction. The record is from RefSeq and is a predicted model, not a curated record. Gene Ontology annotation, molecular function: GTPase activity; GTP binding. NCBI's taxonomy places the organism in Eukaryota, Metazoa, Chordata, Actinopteri, Cyprinodontiformes, Fundulidae.
UAUAAAUACAGCCAAAUGGCUUUUGCCGGCACAGAACAGGCGGAGACAGCGGAGGAGCGGCGUACAGGGAUCUACUUGGACACCUGCAGGACUGGACUCGUUUCUCGGACUGGUCGAUCAAUGAAGGAGAGACGGCCGUGUCAGAAGUCCUCUCCGAAAGCCGGCAUGGACCCCAGUCAGAGUGUCAAGUGCAAGAUAGUGGUGGUGGGGGACAGCCAGUGCGGGAAGACGGCGCUGCUUCACGUGUUCGCCAAGGACUGCUUCCCCGAGAGCUACGUCCCCACGGUGUUUGAGAACUACACGGCCAGUUUUGAAAUCGACACGCAGAGGAUCGAGCUGAGCUUGUGGGACACCUCAGGAUCUCCGUACUACGACAACGUGAGGCCCCUUUCCUACCCAGACUCGGACGCUGUCCUCAUCUGUUUCGACAUCAGCCGUCCAGAAACCCUCGAUAGCGUAUUAAAAAAGGUGCGUGGCUGCUUGCUAAAGUCAAAAACUGAAUACUUGUAUGUUAUAUAAAACUAUAGCCUAUUG